Tyto alba (common barn owl) is the source of this 3712-nucleotide messenger RNA. RefSeq lists its product as uncharacterized. The transcript is spliced from 7 exons. The record is from RefSeq and is a predicted model, not a curated record. Lineage: Eukaryota; Metazoa; Chordata; Aves; Strigiformes; Tytonidae. The coding region runs from base 2671 to 3699 and encodes 342 amino acids.
GCAGAAGUAAGGGUCAGCUGGCAGACACAGUGAAGAAGACAAGCCUUCAUCUGAAGACCCCCAAUGACCACCUGAAAACUCCAACAGGCAUGCAUUUUGGCGACCAUGGCAGGACACUGUCUGGCUGCUGGAACCUCUGAGUCAGUGACUACCUAGGCUGGCCCCAGAGAGGUUCUCUGGAGGGACUCACCAAUUCAGCGGAUCCUUACAGGGACAGACAAGGACCUCUGGUAAGGAUAAGGCAUUCUUUUCUUCUUCUGUUCUGAGACCAGUCAUUCUGAAGCUGCCCCUAAGUCUCGGUUCAUAAGAACCUGCAGGGCGGCAUACAUUUGCACGUAUGAUAUCUAUUGAUCCUUGGGGUCAUUAUUGUCACCUGUUGGUGCAUUUGUAUCUGAUUCUGUAUCUGAGUCUGAUUUUAUGUUACAUGCAUAUGCCUGAUACAUGCAUAUCUGAAAAUUUCUGAUUCUACCUCCUACUCCUUACCCAGCCGCACCUACCCUCCUGCUUCGGCGAGGAGAGUUAGAAAGCAAGGGGGGGAUUGGAAUCUCCAAACUUUGUCUUGGUUUCCUUAAAGUCGACUUUUGCUAUCCAGGGUUAUAAUUACUUUUGUUAUUAUUUUUAUUUUUUUAAUUUGUGUUAGUAAUGGUUAGUUUUGUGCAGCGUUCAUUUGUGUAGUGUUCGUGUCCCAUCCAUCUCAGUGUUGUGUAAAUACUAAGUCUAAAUGGGGAAUAAACAGAGCGCAGUUAUGAAAAAAGAGUCCUUUGGGCUGUAUUUUAGCCCACUGGAAAGAUAAUUGGGAACCACCAGGGAGAAGUGUGGACCAUAAGAAGUUAAUUAAAUAUUGCAAUCAGUGGUGGCCUCUGUAUAAGCUCAAUGGAGAAAAGUGGCCCCCUAAUGGAACUUUAAAAUAUGAUACCUGGUUGCAACUCAUGUUUUUCUGUGCCAAGAAGGAAAGUGGGAUGAAGUGCUUUACACAGAUAUGUUUUUCACUUUGCAGAAUCACCCUGAAUGGCAGAAAGAAUGUGGAAUUAAUUUAGCACCCCGGGACCCUAUAAUCCUGGUGUUAUAAAAAAGAGAAUAAUAAGCAAGAUGGAAAAUUAAAAAUAUGUUGUUCAUUUUGUAGUAUCGGGCAGAGGUGUUUAAAGAUUAGUUCACAAAACAAGGGAUUGGAGGAAUAUUGGCCUCCCAUCACCUCCACCGGGGGAAGGCACUGCUAUUGAUGAAUCAGAGGUGAGGUAAAGGGAAGAAGUGGGUGCUGUAUUCUCUCCCAUUACUACUAGAACUCAAAGUAACAUGGUACCUGUUAUACAGGCUCCACUAAAACAGGCAAUGGGAGUGGGGAGGAACUAGCUAGGAUUAAAGUGCCCUUCACAUUUGCAGACCUAGAUGGCUGGAGAGCAACUGCGGGGAAUUAUCAAGGUGACCCUGAAAAGGUUGCUAAAGGGUUCAAAUUGAUUGUUAAAAACCAGCAGAACAUGGAUUGGGAGUGUGUGGAUGCAAUGUUGGAUGCAGCGUUCAGUGAGUCAGAAAAGCAAAUGAUUGUGAAAGCAGCCAGAGCCCAGGUGCAAGUUCAGAUUUUGGCUGGAAGACUGCUGGGAACAGUACUGUACCGAAUACUGAAGGUUCAUGUCUUCUAAGAAGACAGCACUGACAUUCUUGAGACAAUGGAGCAAUAGUUAUUUUGCUGAAAACGUGGCCAUAUUAGUGCCUGCAAUGGCAGAUCAAGUCACAAAGUACAGGAUACGGUUGUGCCAGAAAUGUUCAUAUUUUUCUCAUUUUUCUUUUCUGUUCAGUUAUUUUUCUUAGUUUUUUUUUUUUUUUUUUGGCGGUGAUUUGUUUCUUUUUGAAAUGAGUGCUAUUCUGAGCCAGUUUUAAGGCCCUUGGACAGAGCUGCCCGCAGGGACGUUCUCCCCUCAAAUGCAGCCUCGGCGCGGCUGUGAGGUCACAGAGCCCUGUCAUGUCAUGAUGGUCAUAAUACCGACCACUCAGCCCGCAGCCCCCGCUGCAGCACCAGCACCAGCAGCAGCAACACCAGCACCAGCAGCAGGGGCAGCAGCACGGUGCAAGCACGGGGCCAUGGCCCCCACCCACCACCUCCUCCUCAUCCUCCUGCUCCUGGUGGCCCUGCAUGCCAGGGCUGCCAGGACAGCUCCGUGGAAAGCGUGGGGAACAGGUAAGUGGGGGACGGCUCGUGCAGCCUUUCACGGGCCAGAGGGCUCUUCUCCCCAGGAAGCGUGGAGGAUGAUUUUCUCCCUCCAGUGCUUUAGCAAGGGCUUCCUCUCUCUCUGUGUGAGCUCUCCCGGUCAGAAAGCCCCGAGGGGCCGUAUGUUGGUCCAUCUGCUCCUAGAGGUGCUGCACAUGGCCUGGAAAGAGUGUUUGCAGAGGUGCCCUGUCGUUACGAGGGGCCCCUUUCCAGUGCCUGCAGUUCCCUAAGGCAGGCGGGGAUCCCAACAUGCAAUGGAAAUGUUUCACAUCUGUGUCUGCUUCUAGAUGAGGCUGGUGGCAAUGGUUACAAGGCUUCUCAACUCAAUGGUGACUGGGAAUCUUUGGGCCAUCCUGGAGGUAAGUUCUCAAUGUCCAUUUUGUUGAAAGAGUGAACACUGACAACUUGGCAAGAGUUUAUUCACGUGCAGAUCUCCUGAAGACCCCCUCACUGUCCACGGCUUCCCAAUGUCUUUAUCUAGUAUUCCUGUCCUCCAGCCUGAGAGCAAUCUCACGGCCGUGCCUGUAGGCGCAGGUGAUGCAGCUUGGCAGCUGGGUUCCAGGACGGCGACUGCGGGAGAUGGCACGGAGACAGACCCAGAGGCUGUGCAGGAGUCGGCGUUUCCAGGAGGAAGCAGUGGCUCACGGCCCGCCUCUGCCUCAGCAAGGGAGGCGAUGCAAGCCCCCCGCAUGCCAGUGCUGUCAAGUCUUGGAGAACGCCACCAUGGCAGAGUAUAUGAAUUUUUUCAAACAAACUCAGGUGCGGUCGGCGAAACAUUCCGAAGUUUUUCCCGUCCCCAGAGUAGCACAACUCGUUUCUGGACCCAAAAUAUGGAGAGGCGCUGCCUGAUUGGCACUGUAGUAUUUGUGACUCUGCUGCCACUUGCACUGAUACUGUGGUGCGUCUGCAUCUGGAGGUGCAGGAGGAGAAAAGAACAUGCCCCUGCAGCCUUGGGACACGAGCUGGAAACUGGCAGCUGCCCCUCGCACCCGGACAACCCGACCAGCCACCCCGGCACCCCUGAGACACAGACCCAACAUAAGCAGCUGCAGCCCCUGACUGCGAAACAGGCACACCUGCCCUCCGCUCGGGCCCCACUGCCUCUGCUUCACCCCAGCCCAUCCCCGAAUGCCCUGAAGCCACAGAACCUGCCCAGCUACCCGCGACGACAACCCAGACAUCACACUUGCCCCCAUGUCCAGCUGCACAGGAAGGGCAGAAUGACGCAUUGUAAUGCUACGGAUUAUAGAUGUGGAGACAGAGCCCCCCACCCACACCUUCGGGGCCAGCCCUUUCACCCCCCCCAUGAAGAGGGACAGAGUCGGUGCAUGAGCGUCCACGUGGCCCUAACAGCCAAACCCCACGAGGCACCAAGCACUGGCUCAUCUCCACGCCCAGCUGCGGCUGUGGAUAUGCCCACUAUGUCCACUCGCGGUGGAGGCAGGCAGGAGCCACGCACGGGGGGCUCCUCUGACUGGCAUGCACAGCCCCCGUGAGCUGGGGAAGCGU